Molecule: messenger RNA, 5459 nt
Organism: Dermacentor andersoni
Lineage: Eukaryota; Metazoa; Arthropoda; Arachnida; Ixodida; Ixodidae
Gene: Gle1
Product: Gle1 RNA export mediator
Biological process (GO): poly(A)+ mRNA export from nucleus
Cellular component (GO): cytoplasm; nuclear pore; nuclear pore cytoplasmic filaments
Molecular function (GO): inositol hexakisphosphate binding; phospholipid binding; translation initiation factor binding
Source: RefSeq, a predicted model, not a curated record
AGUGCUUUCGUCAUCGGGCAAGUGCUUGAAUGUCCCAGGGAAGUCUCCAAUCGUCCUGCGUUUACCUCAGUUUAUCGAUUACUAACGCCCUGUUCGCGAUAUUAUUGACACCUUAGAGAUCCCCCAGCACUAAUCUAUCACUUUAGCUGGACUUAAUAUUUGCCUUUAGUGUCCCUUUAAGAACCGAAACUGGCUCGCUUAUAGCCGCGAAGCCAAAGUCUAAAGCCAAUCUUAUGCUUGCUGGAGGGAAAACAUUUGUAAGACUUCGACCGGCACGAUCAGCCUGCGUGAUUCUCGGUGUCUUGUUGUUGAGGUUCGAGCUCAAAUGGUGAAUUGUAUACAUCGGUGCGAAUUUCCCAUUUGAAAUGGAUUUGGUAUCUUACGGCACUCGCCAUGAGGCCUCUACGGAGGCAGUCCUGGAAGCCCUCCGAGAUAGCAGCAAAGGGAAGCUAGUCUAUGAAACCCACUGGCCUUCGAAGAAUUGGUGGCAGGACGUCCUUCAGAGCAAGCCCGUGGUAUAUGUGGACAAAAGACUGUUGCCGCUCCGGUUUGACUAUGACUGUCAGCAAAAAGACGCCGCUGACGGUCCUGCUUCACACGAUGUCACGCUGAGCGACCAAAGUUCCAGCGAGUCGCCAUCGGACAACACGCAGUCGCCGAAAAGCGACGACGCCCAAGACCUGUACGCAUACGUAAUCGGCUCGGACUGCGACGUCUCCAUACACCAUUACGAGGAAGAACGACUGAACAGCGUCAGGAAUGCUAUGAGGAAACGGAUUGCACAAUAUGAGCAGCAGAACCGUCGUUGGGAGGAGCAGGCCAAAAAACACCUCAUGCUGAUUGAGCAGAACCAGGCACUCGAGUACCAGAUGCAGUUGGACAAGCUGAACCAGGAGUACCUGGAAGGGCUUCGAGAGCUUGCAGAGAAAAGCCAAAUGACGCGAGAACAUCACCAGAGCCACGUGCGGCACCUGAGGAACAAAAUUAAAGAAGCUGAGCUAAAGCAAAAGCAGCAGGAAGAGGAAGAGAAGAAAAGGGAGGCAGAGUCACAGCAGCGGGCAGUGUCAUUGCGCUGCCAGUGCCAGGAGAUGGAGUCCACGUUGGCGUCGGUGCGCAAGGCUCUUGGGGAGUGCCCCUUUGCCUCGUUCCUCACAACCCCCGUGGAGGACCACCAAGGCCUGCUGGACCGCAUGGCCCGACAGGUGGCAGCCUUUGGCACGCUCACCUCUGUCUCACGUGAAGAUCUCAGCCGGGUCCUUGACUUUGCCACACAGCUCAACACCCUGGUUCACUCCGUUGUUGCUGAUGUUGAGCAAGCCACCAAGAAAGGAAUUGCGGCACAGAAGCAAGAAGUUGUGCAGAAGACGAAAGACACAGAGGCAUGCGUGCCAGAGGCAGACCCCAGCGCUCAACCGCCUGCACCAUCGCCAGGAAACCUGAGCCAGGUGGAAACCAGCCAGCUGAAGAGGCACGCCAGCAUUUUGGACAGACUGGAACAGUGGCAGGCUUCUUACAAAGAGCUCACCCAAGACAAAACACACAAGAAGUACUGCUUCGACCUUCUGAAGGCAGUCACAAUCCCUGUGAACGCACUGGCCACUUCGAGCUCGGUAAAGGAAAAGCUCGAGCAGCUGAGCUCCCUGCUGUCGGGCAAGCCCUUCAAGUCUGGGCCUCGCACAGUGUCGACCACGUCGCAUCCGCUGGCCCUGCGUUUCUGCCUCGACAGGCUUGCGGAGAAGAUUGUGCUGCAAGGUGAAGAGCAGAUCCUGUCCAACGAAGACACUGCCUUUCCUGUGGCAGCGUUAGCUGUGGGCCUCUGGUGUCGCUUCCCUGACCUGGGCGACCUUCUGCUCGGACACUUCUACAUGCGCUGCCCUGCUCUGGUGCCCAUCUUCUUUAGCCGCAGCGUAGCUGCCUCCAAGAGUGAAUACCUUAGGUUGUGUGGCUACAAGUGCACUGAAAGCAGCCUGGAGUCAGAGAGCCAAUUUCUGAGGCGCAUUACGGGUCUUGUGCGCCUGUACGCCGCCCUGCUGCAAACGCCACUUCCCCCCUGGCAUAAGCCUGCCAAUGGCGACAGGUCCCGUCAGCCGCCAGGGUCAGAGCGUGGCUGGCAGUGGAUGGCACUGUGCCUGAACACUCCAAUCGAGGACCCCGACUUUGCAGCCACGCUGAUCUGCACUUUCUUAGAAGUAGCCGGCUGGGCGCUGGUGCGAGACUACGGCCGCCAGUUCCGCAAGGUCCUGCACACGCUCUGUAAGGACUACUUUCCGCGCCUCAAGCAGCUCGUGAAGACGUCGAGUGGGCCCAUUUCACGACUGGAAGGGCUGCUGCAGCAGGUGCUUCGCAAGGGACACUUGGCUCAGCCCGAGGCAAGCCUUGGUGCCAGGGUUUGGAACUGAGACGAAGCUGUUGAGCAUGUGUUUCCAAAGGCUACACGAAGACACCUGCAGAGUGACCUCGACAGACAGGAUCCUGCUUCGUCCCCAGGUCCACCUCUUUUCUCAAUUGUCAUCUCAUUGAGGCACGACAGCGACAAGACGCUCAUGCCAAGCUACUUGCUCUCUGUCAUUACAGAGGUGAAUUUGUAGUGAUGGUGGAAAAGAGGAUGUCGGAUGGCAAUGACCAACUAUAUGUGUAGAGUGACCACUGCUUCCACACGAAUGAGCUUGCUUAUGGUUGGUACUGUAAGCAUGCACCUUUCACCUCAGAGUAGUUGAUACAAGCAGCACCUUGACACAAUUGCCGGUGAAUGUGACAAGUAUGCACAUUCCAUGUGUGCAUCACGAGUUGGAUAUCCUGCAGGCAUCAGUGAAGUCCUUCGGUGGCUUCAGUGUACAUUACCUGAAGACUCGGCACGAGACUAUAUUUUUAACUGCUAUGGUUAGAACUAACACUGAAGGGAAGGCAGCCUUGGACAGACAUGUUGCUUGUGGUGAUGAAGUAUUACUAGCACUACUAAGGUGAUGUCCUCAAUUCUCAUCUAAAGUAUAGUUCAGCAGAGUGAGCUGAAUGUAAAAAAUCAGACUACUGAUUACAAUUUUUAAAGGCUGUAGGUGUUGCAAAAAAUGCUUCUAGCACUUCCAAUGCAGCCACCAGGCCUUUUCUUGUAGGCCUGGGUAACACACUUGCUUUUUGUGGGUAGUUUUUUAUGGGUUUUAUAAGUGCUCACUGGAACUUUUUUUCAUUGUUCACAUAUAGUGCUGAAAUGUGCCUUUUAUGUUAUAAAUUGUACAAUGUAAUUGUGAAUGGCAAUGUUAUUUUCAACUUAAGUGCAGAGUGGACAUUGUUGGUCAUUUACUGCCGUGGCAGUACAAGCCAAAUAGCAUUCAUGCAUUGACAUUGUGUGCGACAAGCUAGGCAGGUGGACGUCGUGAAUACAAAUGGCUGUGAUAGAUUAUUAGCCAAGUUUUUCUGCCGAAUGACAUGAUGUGGCAAUACAGGUUUUAUGUUUUUACACUCGUUAACCAAAUGCAUCGCAGACACAAAUUCGAUUCAGGACAUAUUCAAGACAAUGAGAAAAAUCAUUAAACUUUUCUUAUUUAGGCCACAUCCCAGAAUAUGCAUAGGUGCUGAUCAUGUGCUUAUUCCUGUUUUGUCCGACUUGUAGGUAGUGCAGUGAGGCACGCUAAUAAAAUUACAUCUUUGAUGCAAAGAAGUGAAUUAGAGCUGACAUUGCAUAUGGUUGCAUUUGAAAGCCUUUGCCUCGGUGGUUCCUGGAUUUUCUGCAUUCCUGCCAAGUGAAGUAUAAGUGUAGCCUCACAAUGGCUGCACUGUCUGUUAAAGGGACACUAAAGGCAAAUAUUAAAUUAAGCUGAAGUGAUAGAUUACUGCUUGAGAAUCUCUACGGCGUCAAUGUUAUCGCGAACAGGCCCUUAAUAAUCGAGAAACUGAGGUAAAUGGAGGACAUGAUUAGAGACUCCCCCGGGACAUUCAAGCACUUGCUUGAUAACCAAAGCUCUCCUCAAUUGAAUUCUGUGACUAGUACUCAACCACUUAUUGCAAAAAAAAAAAAACUAAACAUCAUUGUAUUGUAUCAUAAAACGAAAUAAAAUGCUAGUUGACCAGUUCUGUUUCAUUUUUUAAAAAAAGGAACUAAUUGAAAUUAUCCUUGACGACAUAGCGACCUAAAGGUUUCGUUUUCGCUUGACUUCACGCCACCCACGCUUUCGCGUUUCCCUAGUUUUGUUAUCGCAUAGUGCUGCGCUGGUUUUUCUGGCUCGCGAAACUUGAACAAACUGCAAGCAGCAGAGAAUUCAACUUCCGCGGGAUGCCCGAACGGUCUACGCCACUUGAUCAAAAAGCAGCGGCAGCGGCGAAUCCACCGCUCUGUCUUGGCUUGGUGCCGCCGUCUGUCGGGCGCCAAUUUAGUCACCAGGGGCAGCAAAGGGUGGUGAUGGCGUAUGCAACGUCACCACUCCCCUGGCUGGGAGGCGGGAGAUAUUAUUUUAGAAAAAGGUAUCUGGACCCUUCAGGUACAAUUUCCUCGUAAACCCAGUCCUUUCGUGGCACGAAACAAGCAUUGCGAGGUUUCUGGAAUGCUAUUUAAACAGUCCACAUCAACUUAUUAUUUGCCUUUAGUGUCCCUUUAAUCAGAACAAAGUGUGAAGUGGUGUUAGACUGACAUUUGGGUCACUUGGUAUGGAUGCACUUAGGGUUGAAAAAGUGGGACAAGUGAGGACAAAGAAAGACAGCUAGUACUGCUUCCACCCUCUGUCUUGUAUUAUCAAAUGUUCGGGAUGUAGUUUGCUUUCUUCAUCCUCGUUUGUUGCACUUCCUAACUCUUAACAGUGUGAACUGGACCAGUAGUCGCGCACUGAUAAGUGGGCGUACCAAGACCACACCUGGCAUCAAUGCAUCACAAAUGAGGCUGUGUGUUUUUGCUCAUUGGAUGCAUUGAUUUCCGAGUUUGCUGCUCAGCAUAGGCAUUUAUAGUAAUGCUGACAUCGCCGAUGCAAUUGACACAGAGCACACUUUUGUUGUUUGAUUUUGUCGAUUUGCUUCAUGAUCACCUCCACCGCUGCUGAACACAGGGUCGAGAAAGAAGUGCACGUCUUGUCAUAAUUUGUGAAAAAAUUCUUAUAUUGCACUGUUUUGUAUGCUCGAGCACGUCACUGUGAAAUUAGCGUUUUGUGCUAUUCCGCCUGCCAUCAACGUGCAACGUUUACCUUGUUAUUAUCACUUGCUUGUACAGGGCCAUCCAUUACAAAAUAAAGAUGAAAUAGAAAUGUUUUAGCAAUAAAGGUUUAGAAAAACAUAAAAGUAAAGAUGAACGCCAGAGGUCUCCCCUGUAUGUCAAUUGCUGGAUUUUGCAACAAAGGACAAACAGGUGACAAAUGAAUAACAAUGUGAUGUUAUUCUUAUAGUUGUGAUACAGGGAAGUUUCUCCUGCAAAAGCUUGUUGCACCUGUGGGCUCAAAUAAAGGUCCCUCGUGUCUCUUGGAGACAUGGAUUCAUCCAGC